Branchiostoma belcheri (Belcher's lancelet) is the source of this 1113-nucleotide messenger RNA. RefSeq names its product zinc finger protein 93-like. The annotation marks the transcript as partial. The record is from RefSeq and is a predicted model, not a curated record. Gene Ontology annotation, cellular component: nucleus. The transcript has a single exon. Gene Ontology annotation, molecular function: DNA-binding transcription factor activity, RNA polymerase II-specific; RNA polymerase II transcription regulatory region sequence-specific DNA binding. Gene Ontology annotation, biological process: regulation of transcription by RNA polymerase II. Lineage: Eukaryota; Metazoa; Chordata; Leptocardii; Amphioxiformes; Branchiostomatidae.
AAAGCCCGUCUGAAGGAACACAUGCCUAAACACACCGGAGAAAAGCCCUACAUGUGUAGGGAGUGCGGAUACAGGACAGCCUACAAGUCUCGCCUAACUAUUCAUGUAAGAAAACACACAGGUGAGAAACCAUUCAAAUGUGACCAGUGUGACUAUUCUGCCGCUGAGAAAGGCUCUUUGAACAAACACAUGUCAAAACACACUGGAGAGAAACCCCACAUGUGCGGGGAGUGUGGAUACCAGACAACAGACUCUUCUAAUCUAUCAAAACACAUGAGAACACAUACGGGGGAGAAGCCCUACAAAUGUGACCAGUGUGAAUUUUCUGCUGCACAGAAAGCGAAUUUAGACAUGCACAUGGAGAAACACACUGGAGACAAACCCUACAUGUGUGGGGAGUGUGGAUACAGGACAGCCUAUAGGUCUUGCCUAUACACGCAUAUGAGAAUACAUUUAGGUGUGAAACCUUUCAAAUGCAGCCAGUGUGACUAUUCUGCCACACAUAAAGGCCAUUUACAUGAACACUGUAUGGCCAAGCACACUGGAGACAAACCCUACAUAUGUGGAUUAUGUGGGUACAAGACGGCCUACAGGUCUAGCAUAAAUGUACACAUGAGAAAACAUAAAAAGGAGAAACCCUACAAAUGUGACCAGUGUCUCUUCUCUGCUGCAACUAAGAAGACUUUAAACCAACACCUUGCUACACACACCGACGAUAAACCCUACAAGUGUGACCAGUGCCACUAUUCCGCUGCACAGAAGCCGGCUUUAAUCAAACACAAGGCUAAGCACGCUGCUGAGAAACCCCGCAUGUGAAGGUAGUGCGGAUGACAUUGUACAUGUAUCUCGUCUGAUGACCUGCAUAGUAUCAACCAUACAGGAAAUAAACCGCACAACCAGUUCAGAACUGUCUGACUUUUAGUGGAGCAUACAUAUGAAAAUGUUACAAAUGAAACAGACGUGACCAGAUCUUCACAUGGUUGAAUAUAAAUAUUCAAACAUCAUAAACCUUCUUCUUUUUCGGAUCGUGUAAACAGAGGGUGACAACUUUUACUAUCUAACCACAAGAGCAAGUAUGCUUUUGAAAAGAAAAACCUUCAAACGUGAAUAGUG